Fraxinus pennsylvanica is the source of this 564-nucleotide messenger RNA. NCBI's taxonomy places the organism in Eukaryota, Viridiplantae, Streptophyta, Magnoliopsida, Lamiales, Oleaceae. The record is from the annotation of a GenBank genome assembly.
AUGCUAUGCUGGCCAAUGUUCAGUUCUGGGCGUACAGGAGCACUUUUAGCAUCUCUUAUUCCUGGAUUAGUGACAAUUAGAGGACUUAUUGUAGGACUUGGAAUGGGAAAAGAUGAGAAAAUCAUCCGCUCGCUCAGCAGAUACCGAAAUUCCAGGGAACUUCUCAAGGCAACAAUGGGGUAUGUUUCCACAAUCACUUUGACCACUGCUAUCUAUUGGAGAACUUCUCCGGCAGCAAUAGCAGCAAUUUGCAACCUCUGUGCUGGAGAUGGUAUAGCUGAUAUUGCGGGGAGACGAUUUGGAAGCUGCAAACUUCCCUACAACAGAAACAAAUCAAUUGUUGGCACCACUGCCAUGGCAACUUGUGGGUUUUUGGCUUCUUUAGGGUACAUGUUCUAUUUUUCGUGGUUAGGGUAUAUUCAAGAAAGUUCAAAGAUGGUUCUUGGAUUCUUCAUAGUGUCUGUUGCCUCUGCAUUCGUUGAAUCCCACCCUUUAAGUUCUAAACUUGAUGACAACUUCACAGUGCCACUGGCCUCAUUGUUGGUGGGCAGUUUUGUUCUAUGA